Funneliformis mosseae is the source of this 1788-nucleotide messenger RNA. NCBI's taxonomy places the organism in Eukaryota, Fungi, Glomeromycota, Glomeromycetes, Glomerales, Glomeraceae. The record is from the annotation of a GenBank genome assembly.
AUGGAUAGAUAUGACCCAACGAUUGACUAUGAAACUAUACGAUGGAUAAAGAAUUAUGAAGUACCUGAAACAAAUCGCCCUUUAUAUAUGCUAUUAAAUACAAAUUCAAUUUGGCAAAUGUCAAGAAUCGAAAGGAAAAAACUUCAUGAUUAUUGGCGUGACAAAAUUCAUGAAAAAUUUAUAGAAAGAUUAUCCAAAUUAAAAUAUAAGCAUGAUCAAAAACGUGAGGAAUUGAAUAAACUUUAUGAUGAAGGGCGUCGUCAGACAUUAAAAAAUUGUGAUGUUAUUGGUAUGACCACAAAUGGCGCAGCUAAAUUUCAAAACCUAAUUAGAUCUAUUGGUCCUAAAAUUAUCGUAUGUGAAGAGGCCGGAGAAGUACUUGAAGCUCAUAUCCUAAGUGCGUUAACCCCUGCAACACAACAUAUCAUAUUGAUUGGAGAUCCAAAUCAACUCCGACCACGAAUUGCUACUUAUUCUCUCAGUAUGGAAUCAAAAGAAGGAAAAAAUUAUCAAUUGGAUAAAUCAUUGUUUGAAAGGUUAGUAAGUGGUGAUAAAGCAGCAAAGAUUGGGAAGGUUCAACUUUUAACUCAGAGACGCAUGAGAAAAAAUGAAAUUUCUGAUCUAGUUAGAUACACGCUUUAUCCAGAUUUAAUUGAUGGUGAGAAUACUGCGAAGUAUUCGAACAUUCGCGGAUCUAAACAUAAUGUAUAUUUUAUCGAUCAUAAAUUUCCAGAAGAUGAUACUGGUGGUGAUUUUGCAACGCAAUCUCAUGUGAAUCAAUAUGAAGUCAAAAUGGUAGUGGAGAUGGUAAAAUAUUUUGUUAGGAAUGGAUAUACUAAACCUGAAGAUAUAGCCGUACUUACUCCUUAUUUAGGGCAAAUGAUGAAAAUCAAAGAAGCUUUAGACGAAUCAUUUGUUGUAGUCAUUGAUGAGAGAGAUGCACAAAGUCUUGCUGAAAUGGAACAAGAUGAUGGUAAAGUUGAUAAUAAUGGAAAGGGUGAAGAAGCAAACAUAGUCAUUAUUUCUUUAGUUCGUAAUUAUGCUGGAUUUGGUAAACGUGAUACGAUUGGAUUUUUAAAAAGUAAAAACCGAAGUAAUGUGCUACUGUCACGUGCUCGAGAAGGAAUGUACCUUAUUGGUAAUUCUAAAUUAAUGGCAGCACAAUCAAAGAAUAUGUGGACUCUGGUGAUUAACAUGUUACAAUCGCGAGAUCCCCCACAAAUUGGUUUUGGUUUUCCAAUUGUAUGCAAUAAACAUCCUAAUUACAAAAAUAUUAUUGAUGAUCCUGAACAAUUCGCAAAAGUUAGUCCGGAUGGUGGAUGCCUGAAGAGAUGUCGUAUCCUACUUCCCUGUGGACACCGGUGCACUUAUAAGUGUCAUUCAGAUGAUCCUGAACAUAUCGGAAUUCAAUGUCUUAACCCUUGUAAAAGAUUACGUGAAACAUGUAAUCAUCCAUGUCCAAGACUGUGUUUUGAAAGUUGCGGAAAUUGCAAUGUUCCAAUAGAUGAUAUUAUCUUAACUGGCUGUGGACAUACGGUAAAGAAUGCUACAUGUUGGCAAAAUCAUAAUAAAGAUAUCGUCAAAUGUAUGACAUAUGUUCUAAAGCGAUUUCCUAUUUGUGGACAUUCAAAAGUCAUUCACUGCUAUGAAUCUAUUGAUGAUGUUCGAUGUGAAAGUUUAUGCGGAAAAUCUUUGGAAUGUAAUCAUAAAUGCUUAAAUGAAUGUUUCAAAUGUCAGGAACUUUCGAAAUCACAAGAUAACCCCCCGUCGAACGAGCAAAACAUAUAA